UUGCCCUCCCUUCUGCUGUUUCGUCACCGGUAGACUGAGUGCGGAGAGUUGGGAGAGGAGUGCAAGUCAGAGGCCGGCGCUGUAUUGACCCUCAGCGGGAGGAGGAGGACGGCAGCACCGGGGCAUCCCGUCAUGGGCACCAGGGAAGAGAGAGCGGAGCAGCUGGGCUUCAGACCGCAGAAGGAGAUAGUGUAUAACCUCCUGCUGCCCUAUGCCGAGCGCCUGGACCGGGAGUCUAACGAGCUGCUGGCACAGAUCAAGAGCAGCCUGGGCCGGGCCGUGCACCUGCGGGAGCUGUGGCCUGGGGUGCUGUUCUGGAGCCGAAAGCUGAACACGUAUAUACGGCUCUAUGGCAGAAAAUUUAGCAAAGAAGACCAUGUGCUCUUCGUGAAGCUGUUGUAUGAGUUGGUGACUAUUCCCAAACUGGAGAUCAGCAUGAUGCAAGGUUUUGCACGCUUGUUAAUUAGCCUUUUGAAGAAGAAAGAGCUCCUUUCUCGAGACGACUUGCAGUUACCCUGGAGACCUUUGUAUGACAUGCUGGAGAGAAUACUGUACUCGAAAACAGAACACCUUGGACUUAAUUGGUUUCCCAAUUCAUAUCGACCAGGCUUGUCCUCCACUAAAACAAUUGUGCUUAAUGUUUUACGUAGGUGCUCUGUAGAAGGAGUCCUGAAAACACUAGUGAAAGCCUGUCGACCUUAUUUCCCAGAUGAUGCAACUGCAGAAAUGCUUGAAGAAUGGCGGCCUUUAUUGUGUCCUUUUGAUGUAACCAUGCAGAAGGCUAUUAGUUAUUUAGAAUUAUUCUUGCCUACCUCCCUGCCUCCAGAACUGCAUCAUAAAGGCUUCAGGCUUUGGUUUGAUGAACUUAUGGGCCUAUGGCUUUCAGUUCAGAAUCUCCCGCAGUGGGAAGGGCAUUUGGUGAACAUCUUUGCACGUCUGGCUAAUGAUAACAUCGGCUACAUUGAUUGGGAUCCUUAUGUACCAAAGGUUUUUACCAGGGUUCUACGUAGUUUAAACCUCCCUGUCGGAAGCAGUCAAGUGAUUGUCCCGAGACAGAUAGCGAACGCUUAUGACAUUGGACAUGCAGUUAUAUGGAUCACAGCAAUGAUGGGAGGACCAAGCAAGACUGUGCAAAAACAUCUUACAGGGUUGUUUAACAGCAUUGCCUCUUUCUAUCACCCGUCUAACAAUGGCCGGUGGCUGACAAAACUUAUGAAACUGCUGCAGAGACUGCCAUGCUGUGUUGUACGAAGGCUGCAUCGGGAGAGGUAUAAGAAGCCGUCCUGGCUGACCUCCGUGCCGGACACCCACAAGCUCAGUGAUCAAGAUGUGACAGACUUUGUGCAAAGUGUAAUGCAGCCUGUUCUCCUGGCAAUGUUUAGUAAAACUGGAAGUCUGGAGGCAGCACAAGCCCUGCAGAAUCUUGCACUGAUGCGUCCAGAGCUCGUCAUUCCUCCAGUACUUGAAAGAACUUAUCCAGCUAUGGAAACCCUAACUGAGCCUCACCAGCUUACAGCAACUUUAAGUUGUGUCAUUGGGGUGGCACGCAGCCUGGUGGCUGGUGGCAGGUGGUUCCCAGAAGGCCCAACGCACAUGCUACCUCUAUUGAUGAGAGCGCUCCCUGGUGUGGAUCCAAACGAUUUUAGCAAAUGCAUGAUCACAUUCCAAUUUAUUGCAACAUUUUCCACUUUGGUGCCUUUAGUAGACUGCUCAUCAGUACUUCAAGAAAGAAACGAUCUGUCAGAGGUGGAGAGGGAGCUGUGCUCGGCCAGUGCAGAGUUUGAAGACUUUGUGCUCCAGUUCAUGGACAGGUGUUUUGCUCUGAUUGAAAGCAGUGCUCUGGAACAAACCCGAGAAGAGACGGAGACUGAGAAGAUGACCCAUGUUGAGAGUUUGGUGGAACUGGGCUUGUCGUCAACCUUCAGUACAAUCCUCACUCAGUGUUCCAAAGAGAUUUUUAAGGUUGCCCUGGAGAAAGUUUUUAACUUUGCCGUGUCCAAUAUAUUUGAGACGAGAGUUUCUGGCAGGAUGGUGGCAGAUCUCUGCCGUGCUGCAGUCAAGUGUUGUCCUGUGGAUUCUCUGAAGCUCUUUCUACCUCAUUGCUGCAGUGUUAUAACUCAGCUCACUAGCAAUGAUGAUGUCCUCCAUGAGGAAGAAUUGGACAAAGAGCUGCUCUGGAACCUACAGCUCCUAUCAGAGAUAACCAGAGUGGAUGGGGCAAAAUUUCUUCCCUACAAAGAUCAGCUUGUAAAGAUUCUCCAGCAGACCUUACACUUCACUUGUAAACAGGGUUAUACUUUGUCAUGUAACCUGCUGCAUCACCUCUUGAGAUCCAGCACUCUCAUCUACCCCACGGAGUACUGCAGCAUACCUGGUGGAUUUACUAAGCCACUUUCUGAAUACUUCCCAAUUAAGGACUGGGGCAAGGCUGGAGACCUGUGGAAUCUCAAAAUCAAGUGGCAUGUGCCAUCAGCAGAGGAGAUUGAGUUUGCUUACUACCUGUUGGACAACUUUUUACGCCCAGAAUUGGAAAAACUAGAUGCUUAUGGCAGCGGAGAGCUUGAAAUGUCAAGGGAUGAUGUGCAGCAGUGUCUCACCAUUGUACACAACUGUCUUACCGGCUCAGGGAACCUUCUUCCUCCUCUGAAAGGGGAGAGAGUAUCUCAUCUGGUAACAAGCUUGGUGUCUUUGAAUGAGACAAAUCUUUUUACCGGCAUUGACCAUGAUUAUUCUAGGGAAAACUACAGAGAAUCCAUUGCAAAAACACUCAGGAAACUCUUGCACUACAUCCUUGACAACUCAGAAGACGAUACCAAGUCCUUAUUUCUGAUAAUAAAGAUCAUCACUGACCUCCUGCAGUUCCGGGGAUCCCACAAACACGAUUUUGACUCAAGAUGGAAGAGUUUUACUCUGGUCAAAAAAUCAAUGGAAAACCGGCUCCAAGGGAAGAAGAGACACAUCAGAGCGCUGUUGAUCGACAGAGUCAUGCUGCAGCAUGAGCUGAGAACAUUGACAGUGGAAGGGUGUGAAUACAAGACCGUGCACCAGGACUUGGUACGAGACCUUCUGCGUCUCUCGACGAGCUCAUACGGCCAAGUCAGGAGCAAAGCUCAACAAGCCUUCUUCACAGCUCUGGGAACCUAUAAUUUCUGCUGCCGUGAUAUCAUUCCUCUUGUACUUGAAUACCUGCGUCCAGACAGACAAGAUGUGACUCAGCAACAGUUCAAAGGUGCCUUGUAUUGUCUGCUUGGAAACCAUGGUGCAGUCUGCCUAGCAAACCUUCAUGACUGGGAAUGCAUUGUACAGACCUGGCCAGCAAUAGUGUCAUCAGGUCUCAGCAAAGUAAUGUCCCUAGAGAAGCCGUCCAUUGUCCGCCUUUUUGACGAUUUGGCUGAGAAGAUCCAUCGGCAGUAUGAGACAAUUGGUUUAGAUUUUUCAGUCCCAGAGAACUGUGUACAGAUUGCUAUUCUGCUGCAGCAUUCACAGAGCCCCUCUAACAAUGCAGAGCUGCCUCAUCCAGAUCAGCUUGCCAUCGCCCUGAAAAGACAGGAAGAGAAGAACGCAGAGUCUGUAAGGAACUAUGAAUGUUUGAUUGACACAUUGCUUGAUUGUGUCACACAGAGAAACCUUCCAUGGAAGUUUGAACACAUCGGCAUUGGGUUUUUGUCCCUGCUCCUGAGAGAUGACUAUGUGCUACCUCUUCAUGCAAUCAAAUACCUGGUCCAGUGUCUGAAUCAUGACGCUCUUAUCGUGCGCAAGAUGGCGAUCUCCACUGUUGCUGGGAUUCUUAAACAAUUGAAGAGACCUCACGUUAAAGUGCCCAUUUCUCCAUAUGAAAUUGGAGGAUGUCCCAAACCUGACACCAUCAUGGCUGGAGACAGGCCAGACAACCUGUGGAUACAUUAUAAUAGUGCCGGCCUACCAAAGACGAAAGAAGUUUGGGAGGUCAGCCGCUUUGUGGAGAAGACCCACUGGGGCUAUUACACCUGGCCUAAAACCUUAUUGGUGUAUGCACCUGUUGACCAGCAGCCAACACUUGGAAGACCUCGGGAGGAAAUGUCUGAAGCAGAACAGAUCAUAUAUGAUCACUUCACUGAUGAAAAAUUCAUUGAGCAGCUCAUAACGUUUCUGUCUUUAGAAGAUCGAAAAGGAAAGGACAAAUUUAACCCACGCAGGUUUUGCCUUUUUAAGGGUCUUUUCAGAAACUUUGAUGACGCUUUCUUGCCAAUCUUUACUCCCCACCUGGAGCGUUUGGUGCAGGACUCGCACGAAAGCACGCAAAAAUGUGUGGCCGAAAUUGUUGCCGGAUUAAUCAGAGGAUCGAAGCAUUGGACAUUUGAAAAGGUUGAAAAUCUAUGGAAAUUUUUGUGCCCACUACUGAGAACGGCCUUGGCCAAUAUCACAGUGGAAACCUACAGUGACUGGGGAACAUGUGUUGCAACUUCAUGUGAGAGCAGAGAUCCUCGGAAACUUCACUGGUUGUUUGAGCUGUUGCUGGAGUCUCCAGUGAGUGGAGAAGGAGGGUCCUUUGUCGAUGCUUGCCGAUUAUAUGUCCUUCAGGGAGGUCUUGCACAACAGGAGUGGCGAGUUCCAGAGUUACUUCACAGAUUGCUGACCUAUCUGGAACCUAAGUUAACCCAAGUCUACAAAAAUGUCAGAGAGCGGAUUGGAAGUGUGCUCACUUACAUAUUCAUGAUUGAUGUCACUUUGCCAAACACUGCACCCACCAAAUCUCCUCGUAUUUCUGAAUUCACUGCACGUGUUCUUGAGAAGUUAAAGUUCCUUGUGGAGGCAGAUGAGGAGAUACAAAACCACGUGAUGGAAGAAAAUGGAGUCGGGGAGCAAGAUGAGAGAACCCAGGCCAUUAAAUUGAUGAAAACCAUAUUGAAAUGGAUUAUGGCAAGUGCAGGAAGAUCCUUCUGUACUGCGGUGCCACAGCAGCUGCAACUUCUACCCCUCCUGUUCAAGAUUGCACCUGUAGAAAAUGACACCAACUAUGAUGAGCUGAAAAGAGAUGCAAAAAUGUGCUUAUCCCUGAUGUCUCAAGGGUUACUCUACCCUGAGCAGGUGCCGCUAGCACUUGAUGUAUUAAAACAAACCGCAAGAAGUAGCUCCUGGCAUGCAAGGUACACAGUCUUGACCUAUACUCAGACGAUGGUCUUCUACAAUCUCUUUAUAUUGCUUAAUAAUGAAGAAACUGUUCAAGGCAUCAAGUGGCUGGUUCUACAGCUGAUGGCAGAUGAGCAACUGGAGGUCAGAGAAAUGGCCGCCACGACGCUGAGUGGUCUUUUACAGUGCAACUUCCUAAGGAUGGAUGCUGCUAUGCAAGAACACUUUGAAAAGCUCUGCAAAACUAGGCUUCCGAAAAAACGGAAGAGGGACCUAGGUACAGCGGUGGACACUAUACCUUCCGGAGAUCUUGUUAAACGCCACGCUGGAGUACUAGGGCUCAGUGCAUGCAUUUUAUCCAGUCCCUAUGAUGUCCCUACUUGGAUGCCACAGCUACUAAUGGAUCUCAGUGCCCAUCUCAAUGAUCCUCAGCCCAUAGAGAUGACUGUGAAGAAAACUCUGUCUAAUUUCCGGAGGACGCACCAUGAUAACUGGCAGGAACACAAGCAGCAAUUCACAGAUGACCAGUUAGUGGUACUGACCGAUCUCCUGGUCUCUCCUUGCUACUAUGCAUAACAGUGCGCCAUUUAAAGGGAAGAAUUUGUGUGAUGUGAAGGACCGAGGCCCAAUUUAGGAGCUGAAGUUUUUGGCAUCUAGCCACCCAUGUGUGUUUUUUUUUUUUUUUGUGUUUUUUUUGUUUUUUUUGUUUUUUUAUCAUGGUAGUCCAAUAGAAGAAGUGUCUUGGUGAUUUUAAUGGAUGGAUGAUACUUGUGCUUGAAAACGUUUGAUGUAUCAGACUACAGAAAGACAAUAAUUGGCUCCUUUGCCACAAAACACAAGGACUCAAUAAGACUUUUUUUUUUUUUUUUUUUUUUAGAUGUGUUUAAUAAAUGUAUAAAAUGUAGAAACAGUAGUAAAACAAAAAUAAGAAAAAAACAUUGUACAGGUUGCAACCUUUUACAAGAAAUGACCGCAUUGGUUUGUAAAGAGCAGACUGCAGACGUUUGAGCUAGGUUUCAGCUUUGUAUCGGGCGACAUGCCGUAUGUUUGUGUUUUUAAAUUAUUUUGCUCUUAGUUCAACGCACUUACAUGGGUUUUAUUUAAUGUAUGCAUGUCUGUGUGUACAUAGCAGCAUGUGUAUAUCUACACACAUAGAUAUACAUACGUACAUAACAUCUGCAUUUUUGCAGCUUUUUUCUGUGCUAUACUCCUGUUGCUGAUAUGUUACUAGGUGACAUUUUUAGCAAGGUACUUUAUACGUGGAGAUAAUUCUCAUUUUGGCAAACUCAUCUUCCCUCUGUAAAGAUGUGUACGGUGUUCCUUGAAGGAAUGCCGUUAUUUUUAUUGCCUACCUGCUGAGCAAGUGACCCGGUGAUACUUUGAAGCACAGCAGAGACCUAGUGUGGGAUUUACCAGCACUCAGCACACAGGUGUAACCACUGUAUAGCGUAGUGCCAAAUCCGUUCUUUCAAUUGUACACUUAGUUUAUUUUAAAACCAAAUAAACCGAUUGUUUCUAA
Molecule: messenger RNA, 6628 nt
Organism: Bufo bufo (common toad)
Lineage: Eukaryota; Metazoa; Chordata; Amphibia; Anura; Bufonidae
Gene: PSME4
Product: proteasome activator subunit 4
Exons: 48
Coding region: 133-5685 (1850 amino acids)
Biological process (GO): proteasomal ubiquitin-independent protein catabolic process
Cellular component (GO): nucleus; cytosol; spermatoproteasome complex
Molecular function (GO): proteasome binding; peptidase activator activity
Source: RefSeq, a predicted model, not a curated record